GCUGGGGGGUGACUAGGGGCGCUAGCGGGGCCCCGGAGCUGGGGGCAGAGAACCACAGGGGUGGGAGGAACUUCUUCCAGAACCUUCCUUUGGCCUGGGCUGCGCUCUGAGCCAGGCCCCACAUUCGUAUUCGGAGGAGGCGACCUCCGGGUCGUGGGACGGAACCGCGCGUCCGGGAGGCUGUGUAACUGGAGCCGCAGGAGUCAGAGGGCCGGAGAGCGUGGCGGCCACCCUCGGCUCAGCCCUUGGAUGUUGACCGCCCCCUCGGAGAGUCCCCGCAGACAUGGCGGAGAGCUGGCUACGCCUCUCUGGAGCCGGGACGGCAGAGGAGGCCGGGCCGGAGGGCGGCCUGGAGGAGCCCGACGCCCUGGAUGACAGCCUGACCAGCCUGCAGUGGCUGCAGGAAUUCUCCAUUCUCAACGCCAAGGCCCCCACCCUGCCCCCGGGGGGCACCGACCCCCACGGCUACCACCAGGUUCCAGGCUCAGCCGCGCCAGGGUCCCCUCUGGCGGCGGAUCCCGCCUGCCUGGGGCAGCCACACACGCCAGGCAAGCCCACGUCGUCGUGCACGUCUCGGAGCUCGCCCCCGGGACUGCAGGCCCCGCCCCCAGACGACGUGGACUACGCCACCAACCCUCACGUGAAGCCGCCCUACUCGUACGCUACGCUCAUCUGCAUGGCCAUGCAGGCCAGCAAGGCCACCAAGAUCACCCUGUCCGCCAUCUAUAAAUGGAUCACGGACAACUUCUGCUACUUCCGCCAUGCCGAUCCAACCUGGCAGAAUUCCAUCCGCCACAACCUGUCCCUGAACAAGUGCUUCAUCAAAGUACCUCGGGAGAAGGACGAACCCGGCAAAGGGGGCUUCUGGCGUAUCGACCCCCAGUAUGCAGAGCGCCUGCUUAGCGGGGCCUUUAAGAAGCGGCGGCUGGCCCCGGUCCACAUCCACCCGGCCUUUGCCCGCCAGACCGCGCAGGAGCCCAGCACCGCCCCGUGGGCCGGGCCGCUGACCGUGAACACCGAGGCCCAGCAGCUGCUGCGGGAGUUUGAGGAGGCCACUGGGGAGGCGGGCUGGGGUGCAGGCGAGGCCAGGCUUGGGCAUAAGCGCAAACAGCCACUGCCCAAGCGGGUGGCCAAGGUCCCAAGGCCCCCCAGUUCCCUGCUGCUGACCCAGGAGGAGCAGGGCGAGCUGGAACCCCUCAAAGGCAACUUUGACUGGGAGGCCGUCUUCGACGCCGGCUCUCUGGGAGGGGAGCUGGGCACGCUGGAGGCCCUGGAGCUGAGCCCGCCGCUGAGCCCCACUUCGCAUGGGGACGUGGACCUCACUGUCCACGGCCGCCACAUCGACUGCUCCUCUACCUGGGGGCCUUCAGUGGAGCAGGCUGCCGACAGCCUGGACUUUGAUGAGACCUUCUUGGCCACGUCAUUCCUGCAGCACCCCUGGGACGAGAGUGGCAGUGGCUGCCUGCCUCCGGAGCCCCUCUUUGAGGCCGGGGAUGCCACCCUGGCCGCUGACCUGCAAGACUGGGCCAGUGUUGGCGCCUUCUUGUAAGAGGCUAGGCCCCGCCCCACCUCCGGACAGCACCCAAGUCAGAGCCCAGACUGCCCCCCAACACAGGCCCAUGGAACCCUACCGCCCAGGCAGGAGCUGGGCCCACGAGGCCACAGGGCCCCUAGCCCAGGCUGCCCUCAGAUUACAGCCCAGGAGGCUAAGAACUGAGGUCCAGGACCAGAAUUGCUGCCUCCUCUCCCUCGCCCCCAUACACACAGUGUUUCAUUGACCCUCACCUGCCCUGCCCGGGGACCAGCUAAAGAGUCCCUGCACUGUGAGAGCUGCGGCCUGGACGGACCCUGGCCAGGCUGGGAGGCAACAGGGCUGGGCCCGCCCCCGCUCCCGCCCCCGCCCCUGAGCACCUCCGCUUCAAUGCCUCCUCCUCUCCCGCUUUCCCCCCCAGGUCUCUAUCCAGAGAAAGUUCCCAGGUACAACAAAUGCUAAUUAGGUGACAGCAAAUUAAGCCCCUGGAGGCCUCUCCCAGCAAAGCCUCCCUGGGGCUGGGGCGGGCAGCAGAGGGGGCAGAGCUGGGGGGAGGGGGCAGAGAGAAGAGACAGAAAUGUGGUCGCGGUGCCGCAUGGGACAAGGACAUUUUCUAAGGCCUCUGGGGUCUUCUCCUGGCCCCAUCCCUAAAGGUGGACAGAGGGUAGAAAUCCCUAGUUUUUGAACCCGACUGGAGGCUGAGAACAGCUGGGAGUUGGGAUUCUGGGGGGCAGGGGCGCCACGCUGCAGAGGGGAGGGGACAGACAGACUAACGUAGUGAGUGUAGCUAUAGCUAAGGCUUAACAGGGAUGCCGACUGAGAUUGCUAGAACCACUGGGACCAGGAAGGGGGGAUCGCCCUGUCCCCCUGCCUGCACUUGUUGGGGGAGGAGUAUCUUGCUCCACCUGAGGCCCCCCCCCCCGGGGCUGCAUCCCACAUCCACCCUCCUGCCUCAUGGAGCAGUCUAACCUUUUUCAUGGAAAGUUAUUUACAAUAAAAUUUUUUUUUGAAAAUAAAAUUUUUUUAA
This is a messenger RNA of Hipposideros armiger (great roundleaf bat), 2558 nucleotides long. It is a transcript of the gene FOXJ1, whose product is annotated as forkhead box J1. Lineage: Eukaryota; Metazoa; Chordata; Mammalia; Chiroptera; Hipposideridae. The coding region runs from base 284 to 1549 and encodes 421 amino acids. The transcript is spliced from 3 exons. Gene Ontology annotation, cellular component: nucleus. Gene Ontology annotation, molecular function: RNA polymerase II cis-regulatory region sequence-specific DNA binding; DNA-binding transcription factor activity, RNA polymerase II-specific. Gene Ontology annotation, biological process: regulation of transcription by RNA polymerase II. The record is from RefSeq and is a predicted model, not a curated record.